UUCAAAUCAUAAGGUCAUCUAAAUCUCCACAACCUAAGCUAUCGAAUUAACUAACAGAUUGGCAGCGAAUGAUGGAGUUUGUAGAGUUUCUGCAGGAGGUUCGAGACCGGUAAUCCCCUAGUACCCCUACGUACUUUUGCCGUUGAGCGCUUUUUUCUCCACGUGGGUUAUGUAGCAGCAGCAACUGUUGCGAAACCGGAUCAUCAUCAAGAGCCAGAAAAGCCGUCAUUUCCUGUACGAAACAGCAAAUUUGCAAUCUUAGAGAAGAUCCUAUAAAAGACUUUAAGGGUCAUCAGACUGCACUUCUCGUCGCCUGAUCAGCAAGCACAUUUAUCAAAACAAAUCCCUUGUGCAUUUUUUCUGCCAUCAACGUUAGCAGUUUAACGUAACGUAAUGUUGAUGAGCACAAAAUGAUAGGAAAUGAUUUGUCGCCUAUGGAUUGAUGUGUAUACGGUUAGUAAUAUCCGGGUCAGCAGAACACUGUACUGAUGCCGUGGUGCUUUAUCCAAAAAAGCGGUGAUCAGAGCGAAAAAACCGGGAUGGUUUGCCAAUACCGCCUCCUAAUGUAAAGAUUGUAUAGGUAUAUUUAUUCUGUGCCUUUCUUCCCUGACUGGAAAUUAUUGCAUAAAACAACCCGACAGGCCUUGCAUCUUAUGUCAGAACAUAACCACGAAAAGUAGUAGUUCUGCUGGUCACUGUAACGUAUAAUUUAUAUGCUGCACUUACCUUCUUGAUCCCGGCACAAGUAUCUUUCUCUUGAUCGUUGUCCCUGGAUUACAGCAUCCGUGUUUGCGUCUUCAGUAAUCACAAUUUACAAUUGUAAACAAAUUAUGUCCAGAAGAGAUCACGAAGACCGGUCAGCGCCGGAAGUGAUACCAACGAUCAGCGGCUCCAUUACAGCGCCCACUGAAGCGUUGCACCUAAGCCUUUCACGCUCGGUAUCACGCGCAUCGACUGAGUCGACCGAUCUCCCGAGUGCCGAUCCGACGGCACUGCACACUCCGGAGCCAGAGACCCAGUUAGAAGCGGACCAGGAAGAUGCUAUAAGGAAGACCCUCGCAGCCAAAUUAACAACAAAUGUGCCAAAACUCUUCGAAUCCGCUGAUGCGCACAUCGAGCUGAGCAAGCCGAUCAGCCCGGAACCGGCUAUCCGGAAGCAAGGAAGCUUGGUCACUAUAUUUGCAAUAUGGAAUACAAUGAUGGGCGCGACUUUGUUAAUCAUGCCAUGGGCCAUUGCGCAAGCCGGUUUUAUACUGGGCAUAUUUCUAACAAUUUUCCUUGGAUGUCUUUCCUAUUAUACCUGCAGUCUGGUACUGUCGUCUGCCGAAAGACAGAAGGAUGCAAACGACGCAGAGAAGGUCAUGCGUCCGGCGUUCUUUGAUUUCGGGGAUGCGAUAGAGUAUUACCUGGGCCGGCGUUUGGCCUUAUGCGGUGUAGUGAUCUCGCUGCUGACAUUCCUGGGAGCGUUAAUAGCAUAUUGGAUAUUUAUGUCCAGGUUCCUGUUUAACGUGGGGAAUGUCAUAUAUCAUUAUGCGUGGGAUACUAAUUCCACGGAAGCGGAUGCGAGGUCAAAAUUAGAAGCACCGAUUGAUUUCGAGGCGCUCAACGUCAGCGCAGCGGUGAAGUCCUUCAAAGACUUUUGGUCAGCACAGUACACUGUGCCGGUGUAUUUGGCGGCAAUUCUCCUUCCGCUGUCCUGCAUGCGGGAACCGACAGUAUUCACCAAAUUCAACGCUCUCGGCGUUUGCUCCGUAUUUGUCCUGCUGGCCUAUGUGAUAUACCGAGCUGUGAUAUGGGGAAUUAAUAUGGAUUCCGGCGUGGAUGAUUCCAUUAGAGGGUUUAACACCAAGUUUCCGGCCAUUACUGGAUCGCUGUCUAUGGGAUUUUUCAUACAUAACGGUAUUCUCCCCAUUACACAACAUCAUGAGAAACCGCAGAAUAAAAAGCGUGAUCUGGGAUUGGCCUAUCUGCUCGUCGCACUAACUUACUUAUCCAUUGGCAUUAUUUUCUAUAUUACAUAUCCGGAGCGAAAGGAUGAAAUCCCCGAUAAUUUCCUCCGUUUAGUCACAAAAGUCGAUAUUUUUGGGAUUGUUGCCAGCGUUUUCCUUUUGUUCCAAAUGGUCACGGUUUAUCCACUUAUGUUAUACAUGUUCCGAAACCAGUUCCUUGUCAAAAUUCUGAAGAAAAUUGACUACAGAUAUGGCUGGAUCAUUGCUGUGAAUGCCGUCGUUGUAACAAUAUGCAUACUGUUAGCAAUGUUUUGGCCGCGUGUUGGAACACUAAUAAGGAUUGUUGGAGCGAUAUCGGGAUUUGCGUACAACUAUACUUUCCCGUGUUUGGUAUACUUGGCAAUGCUUCGUGCCGCCGGUUAUCUAACAAAACUCUCUUUGUUCUUGCAUGCAAUAAUAAUAAUCUUUGGAGUACUAAAUCUAAUUGGUCAGUUUAUUAUACCGGUGGAUUAACAUGACGAAUAUGGAACAACGAAAAUGUUUGAAAAUCAGAAACAGAUGUUGUACAUUUUGCAGAU
Paramacrobiotus metropolitanus is the source of this 2527-nucleotide messenger RNA. Its product is annotated as sodium-coupled neutral amino acid transporter 9 homolog. Gene Ontology annotation, biological process: amino acid transmembrane transport. Gene Ontology annotation, molecular function: amino acid transmembrane transporter activity. The coding region runs from base 831 to 2462 and encodes 543 amino acids. NCBI's taxonomy places the organism in Eukaryota, Metazoa, Tardigrada, Eutardigrada, Parachela, Macrobiotidae. The transcript is spliced from 11 exons. The record is from RefSeq and is a predicted model, not a curated record.